Pantherophis guttatus is the source of this 1029-nucleotide messenger RNA. Lineage: Eukaryota; Metazoa; Chordata; Lepidosauria; Squamata; Colubridae. The record is from RefSeq and is a predicted model, not a curated record.
AGGUGAAGGUGGGAAGAUCUCAAGGUAGGCCAACUUGGAGCCUACUCCUCAAUGUUCGAAAUCUCAAAUAGGGAUUUAUGAAUUGACUGAUUAGGAGUUUUCUCUCUCUCUCUCUCUUCUUCCAAGAACCACACAAGUUAACGGAUGUCCCCAAAAACGGAUGAUUGGAAUGAAAACUUCAGAAAGUCAGAAAAGGAUCAAAACUCUUCUUUUCGAAGGAAUUCCACGAUGUUGGCAUCCAGUCUUCACCUGCCCCUACUUCUGCUGUUAACCAUCACUUGCCUGACCGCAAACGCUGCAAAACCUGAUUGCACCCAUGUUGCAGACUUUGAUAACUGUGUAGGUGAUACGGUCGGUUUUUGCCCUAAAGGGAUUGCCUGCAGUUGUAAAGAUAAAGUUCCUUAUUGCCAGUGUCCCUCCUACCGAAACAAAUGGAAAGAUUAUUGGUACAUGGGGCCCAAAUGUGACUAUCCGUGGAGCACCCUGGACUUGAUUUUGAUGAUCGUGGUUCCUGCAGUCACAUUGUCUACAGUUGUCUUCACCUUAGUGCAGUGGGUUGCCUACUGUAGAAGCCAGCCGAAAAAGAGCAGAAGUCAAGAAAGGCAAGCAAGACUCCCAGCUCAGGUCAUCCCAAAUAAACCCCAAAGACAGUUGGACGCCCAGCCGAAACAAAUGUUGGCAUUUCCCAGGCCUUUGGUCCAAAACCAACAGGAGGAUAGAUUCAGCUACUCACCCCAGAGACCUCUUCCAAGGGCAGUGCCAUCUGCCCAAGCUGGCCGGAGUAACCACUGGGUGAAUGAGAUGCCAAGUGCAGAUUAUGAUCAAGAAUUUGAAGAUCUGCCUAUGAGGCAGCUUCCGAGACCUAAGGCAUCGGUUUCUCUUCCUGAUUAUGGGGAGAACAGUUCCCAGCCAAUGAACCAUCUCAUUGCUAAUACACCCUCUAGAUUUGUUCAUCCACAGUAUGCAUAUAACUAAAAGAAACUUCAGAAAACUGAAGUGUCUUAUGGUAUAAUAAAACUAUAAGAUAAA